GGCUCAGAGGGACCCAGAUUUCUCGGCCUCUGCGGCCUUAGGCGUCUCUCCCAUCUUUCGCCACCCUUUUCGGAAGGCUGUCGGCGUAGGCAUGGGUCCAGACGUGCAAAGCGAGCUCGCCGAGUGGAUGAAGCGGGUGGAGUCCAAGCUGGACGGCGUCGCCACGGCGCUCGACUGGCAGCGGAUCGCGAAACCCGUGGAGGGCCUGGCCCCACUGGCUGGGGGGCUGGCUCGAGGGGCCAACUUCGAGCGCGGGUCCUCGAGCUUGUUCGACAAGGAGCGGUCGGGCACUCUCGAGCGCGGGUCCUCGAGCUUGUUCGACAUGACGCCGUCGGGCCCCGUGGCCGCGGCAGUGCCACAGGAUUCGCCGCGCAGCCGUGGCGGUCAGCGUGGUACCCAGCCACCAGAUGCCAGCGGCAGGAGCUGCGAGAAGGAGGCGGCCCGAGUGGGCACGCCGCGGAGUCAAGGCCACGAGCCCCCUUCACCAAGCAGCCCUUGCGAGGACUGCUCCUUCGACGAAGAUCAAAUCACGCACGACAGAAAGCGAGGGAGUAAACAGGACGGGACGGAAAGCUGGAGCAGUAACGGGAGCCUGUUCAGGAAGGUGUCGAGGAGGCUGACCAAGGUUUCGAGGGAACAGGAGCUCAUGAAGCGCAUGAAGUCCGAGGAGUUCGACUCUGAGUUGGGCAAGCAUGUGAAGUCUCGCUGGUUUGACUGCAUGGUCACCCUCGCAAUCGUUCUCAACUCGUUGGUGAUUGGGGUGGAAGUGCAGCUACGGGCCACCUCGAACACAACUCCCGAGUGGUUCGACGAUAUAGAAAUAGUGUUCACGAUGGUCUUCACAGUGGAAAUCAUCAUGCGGCUUUUUGUUUACCGCUCCAGGUUCCUCACCGAUAGCGACGAGCGUUGGUGGAAUGUGUUCGACUUGAUCCUGAUAGUUGCCGCCUGGGUCGACUUGCUGCUCAACCACAGCAAUGCAGAGUCCGGUGCACUCUUCUCAAAGAUUGGGAGGCUCGUCCGGAUGUUCCGCAUCAUACGCGUCAUUCGCACAGUGAGGUUUAUCUCACAGCUUCGGGUGCUGCUGCUCAUGAUUAUGGGAACGCUGCAGUCGCUAUUCUGGUUGUUGGUAAUAUUGCUUGGCAUGAUCUACGCCUUCUCCAUAAUACUGACGCAGGGCGCCACGGACUACCUGCAUUCCCUUGACAAUCAAGUGCCUACCGAUCAUGAGGAUGUAAGCCUCCUGUUCGGUUCACUGUUCCAGACCAUGUACACUCUGUUCCAAUGCAUGUCUGGAGGCAUCAACUGGGGCGUGGCCUCAAACUUGAUGAGCGGGCCUGGCUGGGUCAUGCAGACUGUCUUGGUUGUGUUCAUGUUCUUCACCCUUUUCUCGGUGGUGAAUGUAGUGAAUGGCCUCUUCGUCGACAGCGCUAUUGAGCUCGCCAAGAACGAUCGGAUGGUGGCGGUGCAGAAGCAGCGGCUCGAUGAUCGAGCGAAGGAAACUCAGCUUCUGGAUUUGUUGAAGGUCAUGGACAGCAAUCGCGACAACAUUGUCACCUUCGAAGAGUUCGAAGAGAGCUUGAAACAAGAGGAGAUCAUCGACUACUUUUCCGCGCUGCGCGUCGACAUCGAAGACGCAAAACAGUUUUUUGUUUUGUUGGAUCUACAAGGUAGCGGGUCUGUCGACAUUGUCCAGUUCGUGACAGGGAUGGAGAGGCUUCGAGGGGAGGCCCGGAGUGCCGAUCUACACAUCGUGCUGCAACAGAACAGGAUGGUGAUGACGAUGCUGAGCAAGCUCGUGAGGAUCCUCGACGACUCGACAGAGGUGUCGUAUUAGGGCGUGCCUAUCGGGCCGCUGACAAGUAGAUGAUCGACCGAAUGUGUUCCAGUCCGAUGCAACAGGCUAGCUCUGCGCUGGCCCGAGUCUAAAUGGCAGCGGCCCUGCUUGCUGUCUCCGUUGCUACUGCUACCUGCACGCACGCUCAGGGGGAGAUGCUCUGGUACGUUCUCCUUCGAAGACGUCUUGUUGACAUUCAUCGCUGUUCCUCAUUGUCAGUCUGCGUGCGCUGGCGCUUCCUAGGCAGCGCGUUCCGCGCCAGAUUGGUCAGGGAGCGUUUCGUCCAGACGCAAUGUCCCAGUGCCCGGGGAGACCGCACUCCCGGCAGACAUGGUAGCUUAGCGUCCUGGUGCUGCUCGGCUCGUCGUCGCGCCUGUUUUUGUUCCGAUGCCACGGAGCACUGCUGCCGGUACCAACCCGGCUCGAUCCGGCAGAGGCGCUGUCCUUCCGGCACCGAUCCGGAUGCAGCGUCUGUCUCUCCGUGCUUGUACACAACCUUCCGUGCGACUCGCCCCUGGUUGCCAAUCUCGAACAAGAUGUCGGCGCGCCCAGCCUGGGGAGCUGCUUUAGUGGGGUCGUUUGGCGAUACGUCUCUUUCACGAUUGGCAACCACCUCCACGAACAAGGCUGCUGUGACGGAUGCAUAC
This is a messenger RNA of Prorocentrum cordatum, 2481 nucleotides long. NCBI's taxonomy places the organism in Eukaryota, Dinophyceae, Prorocentrales, Prorocentraceae. The record is from the annotation of a GenBank genome assembly.